AGAGAGAGAGGCUUCUUUACUUCUGGAAAUGAAGACUGUAUUCCUGAAAAUUGCUUUUACUUUUGGUGCGACUAUGCCGACAACUAAACAGAGGUGGAUGGCUUCUUCUGGGAAAUUCCUUCUUCAUUUGUGAGGAACAAACCUGUUUCAGAGAACCCCAAAUUGUUCUAACAAUAUAAUAAUUUACCCCAUAAGAGAAAAACCCAUAACUUUUGCAGGCUUAGAAUUGCAAGCCAUGUCUUGUAUGCCAGUUCUGCGAAUUGUUGUAUUUCCCCCUUUCUCUUAUGUAAAUAACUACAGAUUUCAGCUCUAAUCAAGAUAGAGCCAACUUUACAAUAGCUCAUUCUUGUGUAUUUCCUUUUGAAGGGAGUUAUUUUAAAUGGAGUAAACUUAGAUCGUUUUCGAUCCAGCAAAAGGUUCAAGGUCCAUGUCUGUUUCAAAGUUCUCAUUUCUUGACAAAACCUAUUUCAGGUUCAUGGUAACUCGAAGCUUAGAAUAGGCAUGGGAGUGUAAUAGAAACUAUACUUGGGAACUGAAUUGAUAACUCAUUAUUGUUUAGUCCCUAUUGAAGCCCAAUUCAAAUGGCGUCCUUUUUGUCGGUUUUGAUUUGGCAGAAUUGCGAGUCAUGUUCUUAUGCAAAUGCUUUUGUUUUUUAAUAGUUUGUUUAGAUUUCCAAAAACUGAAAAUAUUGUUUUUGCCUUGGUUGAUUGGCUGAAUUUCCUUUUAAGAUGUUUCUCAGGUAAUUCUAGGAUUUCAAGAACAUUCUUUUCUCAGUAUCUAUCUGCAGAAAUUUAGAACUCCAUGAAAGAAUUUUGAAGGGCUUUAGAUUGCAAGCAUUUUUCGAGAUGUGUAAGCUGGGCCUUUUCAUUUAUUUAUCUAACAGUCUGUAUUUUAUUGAAUAUUGAGGAACUGAUGUAACUUAGAUUAUUGCAUUCGAUGUUAGUUGUCGAACAGGGUUCUGAAAUGAUCGAAUUCACUUAAAUGCUUUGGGUGCAUAAAGGAUGAAUUCAGACUGUUCUUGAGAAAGUUAUGAAUAUAAUUUGUGCAGGCCCCAGUAAUAAGUAAUGGUGUAACUCAAGUUGUAGAAUAUGGGGGCCUUGUAGAUUGGUCUGCUUGUAUGCGUUUUAUUGAUGUUGAUGUAAUUGUACUUGAUCUCACUAGACAGGUUGUUAUCACAUUGUUAGCGCAUCAUAAUAAUUUCCUCUGAAACGUGUGGCACUUGAUUCUCCAGGAUUCUGCGUCAAGACAGAGAAAUCGAGACCAGUCCAAACCUAACCAUCAAAACAAUGACCACCAUGGCAACCUCACUUCUCUUGCCCUCUCCUUCUUCCACCUUCUCCUCCCAACUCUCUGAAAUAACCGCCAUUGCCACUCCCCUAUACCUUCCCUCCUCUUUGCCCUCCAUUUCCCACCCAUUCUCUCCCAAAGCGAAAACACUGAUCUUCUCUUAUUCUUCACCCACCAUUCCCUUGUCCUCUUCUUCACCCUAUGUUCUUCCCCAAUUCUACACUAAACCCAAAACCCUAAUCUUUGCCCAUUCUUCACUCACCAUUCCUCCUCAAUUGCCCACAAAAAUCAAAUUUCUGACCUUUUCUUCUUCAUCCUCCAUUUCCCCCCAUUUCUCGACAAAGCCCACUUCUCGAAGCCCAACUCUUGAGGCCUCGGCUCUUCGUAAAUACAUAUGGGUUCGGCCCAAUUCGCCCCUCCGACUCGCUUCCCUUGACCAUUUCGUGAACAUGGAGGAGGUCCUCUCCACGCUCGCCCAAACCCAUGAUGAGCAGUCCCUUCAUGCCGCCAUGGCCCCAUACAAGGGCCAUGUCUCCCUACGCUUCAUGGUGUCCCUUCUUGCUCGCGAGCCCGACUGGCGGCGCUGUCUCGCCCUCCACGAUUGGAUGCUCGAGAGUGCUUCCUAUCCCCCUUCUGUCUUCGCAUACAACGUUGUCAUCCGAAAUGUGCUACGAGCCCAACAGUGGGAUCUUGCUUGUGGCCUCAUGCAUGAGAUGCGUUCUCGACGCACGAGUCCAGACAAGUACACUUACUCAACCUUGAUAGCUGCAUUGGCUCGCGACGGCCAAUUUGAGCCUGCUCUGUAUUGGCUCCAGCAAAUGGAGAAAGAUGGAGUCAAAGGCGAUCUUGUACUGUAUACCAACCUUAUUCAUCUUGCGAGACGUUUGGGUGACCACACAAAGGCUCUGGCAUUGUUUGCAAGCCUCCAGGCGGCGAACAUUGUGCCUGACCUCAUCGCCUACAAUGCCGCCCUCGACGCAUUGGCACGUGCAGGGCUCUUUGCACGUGCCGUAGCCCUCAUCGCAUCGAUGCUCGAGCGCGGGGUGGCCCCUGAUGCCGUGUCGUACACUUCGAUUCUAUCUGCUCUUGUUCGCGCUGACCGUUUGGUUGAAGCCCUCUCUUUGUUCUCACAAAUGGCAGGAGGCCAUGGCAAUGGGGUUAGCCCUAAGCCUGACCUUACUGCUUGUAACAUCAUGAUACAUGUCUAUGGAAGAUUGGGCAUGGUGAAGGAGGCCGAUCGCUUGUUUUGGGGCAUGAUCCCGGCCAUUGGGCUUGCCCCAUCUGUUGUAACUUACAACACCAUGCUUGCCGUUUAUGGAGAGGCUGAGCUUUUCGGUGAGGCUAUCCACUUGUUCCGCCUCAUGCAAAAGAAGGGGAUUGAACAAAAUGUAGUCACCUACAACACCAUGAUUGGUAUCUAUGGGAAGUCACUCGAGCAUGAGAAGGCCUCAAAUUUGGUGCAAGAGAUGCAAGGGCGGGGGAUUGAGCCCGACGCUCUCACCUACUCCACAAUUAUCUCCAUAUGGGAGAAGGCGGGGAAGCUUGAUAGGGCAGCUCGGCUCUUUCAAAAGCUUAGGAGCUCGGGGGCUAAGAUUGAUCAGGUGCUCUACCAAACCAUGAUCGUGGCAUAUGAGAAAGCCGGGCUUGUUGGGCAUGCCAAGAGGUUGCUUCAUGAACUUAGGCGUCCGGGUGGUGAUGUGCCCAGAGAGACGGCUGUUGCUAUACUUGCAAAGGCAGGGCGGAUAGAGGAGGCCACUUGGGUUUUUCGUCAAGCCUUUGAUGCAGGGGAGGUGAAGGAUAUUAGUGUGUUUUGUUGCAUGAUUGAGAUGUUUGCAAGGCACAACAAGCACAAGAAUGUUGUUGAGGUAUAUGAGAAUAUGAGAGAGGCUGGGCACUUUCCUGAUUCAGACACGAUCGCCACCGUGCUGAAUGCUUAUGGGAAGUUGCGAGAGUUUGAGAAGGCAGAAGCUGUGUACCAAGAGAUGCAAGAGGAGGGGUGCAUAUUCUCGACCCAAAUCCAUUUCCAAAUGCUGAGCCUCUAUGGUGCAAGGAGAGAUUUGGAUGCGGUGGAAUCUCUGUUUUUGAGGCUGGAUUCAGAUCCUAAUACUAAUAAAAAGGAGUUGUCUUUGGUGGUGGCUGCAAUUUAUGAAAGAGCAAACCGGCUAGACAAGGCUUCCCAAAUUAUUGAGAGGAUAAGUGAUAAAAAUGACUUCUGAAAGGCACCUAAAUGGGAUGUUCUUCAACAUGUUCAGCCAUGCAUGCACCUCGAAAAGUUGCAUUUAAAUGAGUUGUUCCAUGUCAAGUAAGCAUGACUAUCGUAGGUUUAUGCUUAAAAUGAACUGGUCACUUUCUUAUAUCUGGUAUGUUUAGGUUGCUCUUCAGAUUAUUUAUGUUUUUUAUGCAAGGUACUGGGACUUGGCUCUGCCAAGGGAUUUGCCCCUGGCCGAGGCGAGUUACGUGGUUGAGUUUGAGUAAUGAGAGUCCAGCUCAUUUUAAAAAAAAUAAAAAAAAGAAUAAAAGAUACUAUAUAUAAAAUGAUUUGCCUAUGUUUACACAAUGCCUGAAAUGGCACGGGUUAGAUCUUGUGGGUCUCUCCCAAGAGGUCUUGGGAUUGAAUCUCAUCACAAAUUGACAUAUUAGUAACAUAAAUAAAAAACAAAAAGAGGAAAAGAUACUAUAUAUAACAUAAUUUAGCUAUUGCUUUAAGCAGUGCAUGAAAUGAUGCGUUGGCUAACUUCGGGGGUCUCUCCCAAGAGAGGUCUUGGGAUUACAUAUUAGUAAAAUAAUUAAGAAAGGGAUAUUAUGGUGGUGUUUGAGGGGGUUUGAGCCCCAAGCAUGAAGCCCAUAAACCGUACAUUGAGAAUCUUAGAUAAAUUUGGUGCAAUAGCAAACCAUCAUUUUUUAUUUUUGGUAAGUAUAAUUGGAAUUUAUCAUUAAUUGACUAUAUUUUGUGGCUCUCGCAUUAUAAUAAGUAUAACUAAAUGCCACCAAAAUAUUCAAUAUGUGGUCAACACCUGUUAUAAAGAGAGUCACAAGAAUCUCAAGCAUGGCUUAAUGCCAUGAGAGAGGAAAUCGAUUGAGAAAAAUAAAGUCUUGGAGCUAUAUGAUUUAGCUAACAUAGGAAACCUCUAGGUUGUAAAUGGGUACUUAAAAAUAAGCUAAAAUCUGAUGUUAUCCAAAAAGACCCUUGGAUGUUAUUUGCAUUAAAAUGAAUGUGAUAUUAUUUAUAAUAUAAAAUUAGGGUGCACACCUUACUUGGCCUCGCCUAUGGGGCGAGUCAGAGUAACAUGCCUGAGUCUAGUUUAACUCGGGCGAGUCACUGAGCAUUUUUUCCUUGGAUAUAUUGUAUUAGACUUAUUUUUUUAUUUAUCUUGACUAAGUGAUAAAACGACUUUUUUUUUUUUUGCAUACAAACGAAGCCAAAAGAUAUUAUACUCGUGCUUGAGUAUAAAACCCCACGUAGAAUUAAUUUUAGGACCAAAUUUUGGGGACGUAACCUCUUCAACCCAUAGAUUAACGUCAAUAAAAAAAAUUCUUAUUUGCACCCUUUAUGCACUUGGAAAAGAUAAUGUCUUGAGAUUGAAUAGAGACGAUCCAAUUUAGAUGGUGAGAUCUAAGUCUUAGAAAACUCAAAUUUCAAUAUUUUUUCUUUUGAGAAUAAUUAUCUAAUGAUUUUUAGGUGGAUCCCAAAAUUUCAGAUUGAAAAAAUCCUCCCAAGUAGGUCUUCUAACAGAGGGAGUAGAAGUAAAUUAUGCUUCUGAGGGAGCAUGGUAUACAUGCUCAUGAAUGAGUUGUCCAUUUCUAAACCUAGUAAAUGCUAGCUCUCAGACCAACUUGUUGAAUGUCAUCUACUGAAAGUUUACUCUAUAGCUUGAAAAGGAAGCUAAUUGAUGUUUUCUCGUAGCUGUCAUUAACCAUGCCUUUGCUUUGUACUGAACGCAAUUUUAAGAACUGUAUUUAUGAAGAGCAGAACCUAACACCCAGUAGCUUGAUGAAAAUAGGUCUAUCUGAGUUUGGGAUAUGUAAGUAUCACUUGGCCAGUUAUCUUUCCUGUGCAGCUAGCAUUAACAUACUUUCCCUAUGGUGCUUGGUCAUGGAAGGGCGUUACUUCUGUUUAGGAGCCCUGUCUCGUGUGUCACCCUGAUAUGGAGACAUGUAGUCGAUAUUCUGAAGAUAGUAAGGGAGACCUGAAUUUCUUUCUGCAGUAAUAUGGGACACAAGGGCAUGGCUUAAUAAUAAAAAAAAAUAGAAAAUGUAAGGGAUUACAUAUAGUGAUAACUGCAGUUUACAAACAGCAAACUGCAUGGUACAUCAACCAUCCAUUGUUAACAAUAGGUAGUUGAAAUGACUGUUGCUCUGCCAAAGAGGACAUUUUUUUUCAUGAGGGGUUUUAAGCAUAUGAUAAAAUCAAUAUCUCACAUUGCAUUCAUGAGAGAUAUUAUUUUGGAUGGAAUAAGACAUUACAAUGUCUAUAAUUUCAAUCAAUCCCUCAAAAGAUCUUAUUUUGGACAGAAUUGAUAAAUGUAAAGUACAUUAAUCAUGCUCAUUACAUCUAUUUUAGAUAGAUUGCAUGAAUGAAACAGGCAAGAAGGCUUAGAAUAGUCUUUGAGUAAAAGAAUUGAAAUAUCCUUGCAUACAAUAAAAAUAUGCUUUGAAAUGGAACAUAUACAUGAUAUGUACAGUGACCCAAGGGGCUAUUGAAAGGAACCAUAAUUGCGGCAAUAGACAAUAUUGCCCUGACACUUAUUGUUGGCUGGCCUGAAGGGCCUUGUUAGAGGCACUCAAUGUCUGCCAUGUUACCACUAUUCGAAAAUCCAAAUUGAAGAUUUUUAUGUUCACCCAUCCUGACUAUCAAUAGGAAUUGAUACGUCAUUGUGGUAUAUAGAAGCGGGAUGUCCAUGACAUGUGCGGCUACUUAAUUGAAUUGAAUUAAGUACAAAAGUUCAAUGAAUUUGCAUUUCAUUCCAUUUUUCCAAGGAGAAGAUUUCUGCCACCCCGGUCUGAACAUGCCAGGUUGGUUGACAAACCCAGGGGCAAAGCAGCAAGGGGGAAGGGGGAGAGACGAGCUUUUUUCCCGCUAAACCUUGAAUUGAUUGGCUGUUACUGAAUUCCAAAAUUCUUAGUCGAAUGAGGGAUCAAGAGUCGUUGUUUGGGAAGCUCUCCCUGCCCCACGGACAAGUAUCCUGUUAUGGGAUCAGAAGUGAAUCCGUGAAAC
Molecule: messenger RNA, 6502 nt
Organism: Amborella trichopoda
Lineage: Eukaryota; Viridiplantae; Streptophyta; Magnoliopsida; Amborellales; Amborellaceae
Source: RefSeq, a predicted model, not a curated record